AGGAGGAUCAACCAGACACCACAGAAGAUUUAUCUAAAAUUGCGUCAUCUCAGUGGCUCCUUCUUCCGCGUACCUGCCGACAAAUCUGAGGAAAAUCUCAUCAAGCAAUACUACCAGCCCGUGGCUUCAUACAGGACCAUCAAGUUUAAUAGGUUUACGCUGAGUGACGUGAAGGAAUGCAAGAAAAGGAAAGACAAGAACACAGGUGAAAAAUGGCAUUUAAAUUAAACGUCAGGAUAUUUAUCUGACAAUUUGUAGUUGGCGGUAUACUAAGGGGAGGUGGAUUAUGAUCGACGUUCGGUAGUGGUGCAUCAGUUAUUUGGUGAACAUGCGAAUUUGACAUGUACGUCAAUUUAAGCGACAUGAAGCUGAGCUAAUUUUAAUAGUUAUAUUAUUUUAGUGUAUACACUCUCAGAAUUAUUAACACCAAGACGAUUACUUUUUUCCUGCCAGAAUCAUAUUGUGUUACCGAGGAUGACUCUCGCUUGGUAGCAAUGUGUAAUCACGUCUUGAACAAGCGAGGAAGUCACAGUAAAGACGCUUUGCUGGGGAUGGAGGAAUGCCAAAGCCCGUUUGGUAUUUACGAGCUGAAGAUACCAGUGGACAAAGAUCUGGCGUGUGAUGCAAAUAGAUUUACAACCACGAACUGCAAAGAUCUUGAUGUUAGUAGCUUCCUUAGCCAUAGUAUUUUGACAUUCCACAAUGUAUAUUAUAGCGCGCUCAGGUUUUAA
Porites evermanni is the source of this 731-nucleotide messenger RNA. The record is from the annotation of a GenBank genome assembly. Lineage: Eukaryota; Metazoa; Cnidaria; Anthozoa; Scleractinia; Poritidae.